GGGGAUCCUCCCGGCGAAGCUCACCGCCCAGCAGGGUAUCGUCCUGGCGGCGCUCGGGAUCCGUGGAGCGGAUGCGGCUGGAAUAUGACAGGAAGCUGAGAUGGGAAGAGCUCGAGUUAAGGAGGCAAGAACUGAAGGAAUGGGAGAACCAGCAUAAACAUGAGGAGAAACUGCGUAAACAUGAGCUGGAACUGGCCCGGCUGGCGAGCAGUGGGGCCCCGGCUGCGGUGAGUGAGGGGGGACCCGAGCCUACAAAGAGCCUUGAUAAGGGCUUGCUGGCCCGGCGUAAGGAGGGGAAGGACAUAGAUACCUUCCUGAAGGCCUUUGAGAAUGCCUGCGAGCUGCAGAAGGUUGGCCCUGCAGACAGGAUCUCAUUUCUCACCCCCUUACUGGACUCCACAACCGUGGAGGUGUACAGCCUACUGAAAGGGGUAGAGGCAGGGGACUACGAACUGUUCAAACAAGCCCUGCUCCGUGAGUUUGGGCUGACUCCUGAGAUGUACCGGAAAAGGUUCCGGAGUCAGCGUAAAACCCAUGAAGUCACAUACCUACAACUCAUCAACUGGGCACAGGGAUAUGCCCGCAAGUGGACAGCUGGGGCCCAAACUAAAGAGGAUCUGCUUGACCUAUUCAUACUAGAGCACCUGUACGAGCAGUGCCCGUCCAACCUGAGGGCUGUGGUUUGGUAA
Messenger RNA from Chelonoidis abingdonii (Abingdon island giant tortoise), 689 nucleotides. Lineage: Eukaryota; Metazoa; Chordata; Testudines; Testudinidae. The record is from RefSeq and is a predicted model, not a curated record.